GCAGUGUGAAGUCUUUUGGGGAUCAAUCCGUCAAAUAAAAAAAGAAAAUAUUAUUUGCACCCUUGAUAACUUCUACAGACUUUCCCUAACAAAAUUAGGCAAAUCUCAACAUUUUUCACUAGCUAACUACAGUAUUGUUCCACCACUAUUUGUACCUUCAUCAUCACCGUUUUUAUCUAAAAGAGCCUUAUCAACGAAUGUUCUCGAGCGUAACCAAUUGAUUCUUGUUAGUGAACGUCAAGUCUCAUUAACUGAGUUUCCAUGUCGUGGUGGCAUCCCAAUUUAUUUUCAAGGUUAUAUCAGGUGCUUAUGUCCACCGAUUCUGUAUGGUUCAUUCUGUGAAUAUCAAAAUCAGCGUGUUAGUGUCACUUUGCAAAUAGGAGCUCCUGAAUGGCGCACUCCAUUUGUUUUUAUUGUCUAUCUUAUGGAUUAUACUUUUGAAAUAAUCAAUUCAUAUCAUUAUAUAAGAUAUUUAUCGAUACGAGAUUGUAGAAAAAAAUUCAAUUUUCAUUUACUCUAUUCUUUUCGACCGAAACCAUUACAUCAAAGUUAUUCAGUUCGCAUUGAUGUGUUCGACAUGUUAAAAGUUAAAUAUCGUGCUAGUUGGUCAUUUCCAAUAAUAUUUUCUUUUCUACCAGUUAAUCGUUUACCAAUUCAAUUAACAGUGCCAUUUAUUAGUGCUUCAUCAGAAGUUACUUGUCCACUUAAAUGUAACAAAGGCCAUGGUCGAUGUGCUUCAUUCUUAUAUAGUGGUAAAUAUUUUUGUCAAUGUGAAGCAGGUUGGUCGGGCCCAUUAUGUACAAUACCGUAUCAAUGUAAUUGUUCUCCAGAUUCACUUUGCGUUGGUACUUGGAAAAAUCAGUCUAUCUGUGUAUGCCCAACACAUAAAUAUGGCAAACGUUGCUAUUUAACAAAUGAUUUGUGUCAAGAAAAAAAUGCUAAAAAAUGUAGAAAUAAAGGUACAUGUAUUCCGCGUGAUCCACGAAUUCUUGUUGAUGAUAGAACGAUAUGUUCAUGUUCAGAAAGAUUUUUUGGCGAUGAAUGUCAAUUGAAUGAUACACGAGUUGAUAUAUUGAUCGCAAUGCCUGUAAUCGAAGACUCACUCUUGAUACAUUUUAUUACUGUUAACUCCCAUAUGCCUACUAUUCAAUAUCUGUCAAGCAAUAAAUGGGGUCCUCAUGAACGUUCUACUACAUUCAAACGAAUUCCUUUUGAUAGUGAUAUUGUUACAGUCUAUUGGUCAAAUCCAUUUCAUCUUAUAUUUGUCGAAUAUGAUAAUCAAAUAUAUUUAGUUUUUAUUCAAUUAAAUUAUAAUAGUUCGGCUUAUCUAUCAAUUAAAUUACAACCGCAUCAACGAUGUCCAUCUGUAGACGAACUAUUGAAUAGAAAUAUUGUAAAUUAUCCACGUCUUCAUCGAGUCAAAUAUUAUCAUAUUCCAUGUCAAGAACGACCUGAUCUCGAAUGUUUUCAUGAUUCAGAUCAAUUUAUUUGUUUAUGUACACAUGAUCGUCGAGCGAACUGCUUUACCUUUGAUCAUCAUAUGCAAUACAAUUGUCAACAACUAUCAUAUUGUGAAAAUAAUGGUCAAUGCUUUCAAAAUAAUGCUAAAUGUCCGACAGCUGCUAUAUGUGCUUGUCCAAAGUGUUACUUGGGUAGUCGUUGUCAAUUAUCUACGCGAGGUUUCGGUCUAACACUUGAUGUCAUUCUUGGUUACCAGAUUCGACCAAAACUUGCUUUUAGUCGUCAACCAUUACCAUUAAUUAUUAGUGGUGUGAUUACUAUUAUAAUGCUUGUAUUUGGUCUUUUUAACGCUUUUGUCUCGAUAAUUACUUUUCAACAGAAACGUCUUCGUACGGUUGGAUGCGUAAUUUAUUUAUUUACUGCUGCAAUCAUUUCUAUUCUUACAAUGACAAUGUUUACUUUGAAAUACUUUUUUCUUGUUUUUACUCAAUUAACCAUGUUACGAAAUCGUACAUUUAUACUCGGUCAAUGUUUGAUAUUAGAUUUUUUUCUUAAAAUUCUUUUACAAAUUGGAGAUUGGUUAUAUGCUUGUGUAGCAAUUGAGCGUCUGAUUACUCAGCAGAAAGAUGUCCAUUUUAAUAAUAAAUUAAGCCAAAAGUGGGCAAAAUAUAUCAUUCUGUUUGUUUGUAUCAUUGUGGCUGGUACAUCAAUUCAAGAACCUCUCAAUCGAGUGCUAAUCGAUGAUGAAGAUGAAGAACGUAUUUGGUGCAUUGUUCGUUAUUCGAAUUCUUAUUCGACUCUUCUGAAUAAAUAUACAUCAAUUAGCACGGUCAUACAUUUUAUUUGUCCAUUUGGUAUUAAUCUAAUUUCUGCUUUUGGACUUAUUCUUUUAAUUGCCAAAAAUCGAUCUGAAUCUGAAGAAAAUGUUUCAUUUCAUAAACAUUUAAAUAUUCAGUUUCGUAAACUUAAAUCUUUCAUUAUUAGUCCUAUGGUUUUGAUUCUUGUAGCAUUACCUCGUAUCUUAUUGGCGUUUCUAGUCGAAUGUAUGAAAUCAGCUCGUGAAUCCGUUAUUAUUUACUUGGUUGGAUAUUUUAUUUCAUUUCUGCCACCAAUACUUCUUUUUAUUGUUUUUGUUUUACCAUCGACAUUAUACUUCAAAGAAUUUCAACGAGUUAUGAAAUCUGAUUGGAAAAUGUUUCGCUGUUGGAAAUUUAACAAAAGAAUUAAUUGA
Molecule: messenger RNA, 2692 nt
Organism: Rotaria sp. Silwood2
Lineage: Eukaryota; Metazoa; Rotifera; Eurotatoria; Philodinida; Philodinidae
Source: the annotation of a GenBank genome assembly